Camellia sinensis is the source of this 456-nucleotide messenger RNA. NCBI's taxonomy places the organism in Eukaryota, Viridiplantae, Streptophyta, Magnoliopsida, Ericales, Theaceae. The record is from RefSeq and is a predicted model, not a curated record.
AUGGAAAAGCGUCCAUCUUGUUACUCAUGUAUUCGUGUGAAUACACUCAAGUCAACAAGUGAUGCUGUUAUUGAAAAGUCAUCGGAAAGUCUGCAGGAAACGGGGCAACAAAGCGCUAUUGAUGACAUGAACCAAAGUGAUGCCAAUGCUGGAUAUAUUAUGGGCCAGGAGCAUAAAUUUUUUGUUAAAGAAUCUAAUACUUCCCCAUGUGAUUCUAACCAGGCAGCUUUGGCUGUCUCUGAAAGUUCAGGACCACACAAUAUCAGUUAUGCUCAUGCACAAGACAAACCUCUAAAGGAAAUAAUUGUUAGCUGUAAAUGCGCUGAGGCUGUACUUCGCGGUGCUCAGGUUUGUGGGGAUUGCGGUAUAUAUGUUCCUGGUGUAUUGGCUUGUAGUGCUCACGUUGAGAAAGGGGAUGCAGUUGCAGUAUCAGUUGAUGUGGAGCAGCUUGGAUAG